GUGGAUUACUGACAGACGCUGCGAAGCCUCGACACAGAAGGACACAUCACUAACAGGAGAAGCUCACUGUGCUCUGUGGAGAAAGGCCUCAAAGUGAUGACUUUUAUAGAAUAAUCUACAUAAAGAAAUGAGAGGAAAAGGCGAAAUUCCCCUCACAGACUGAAUGAAAGCAGAGCAAGAGGAGGAACUUUCUCCUUUCAUGGAAAACGAGGGACGACACAAACUACUGUAUGCUGCUUUUAACCCUGAAGUCCGACUGAACAGAUUAGAUGUCCAGCAGCAGUUGGUUAAAGAAGAGGCCCCCCCUGAGUGGAGCCCCAGCCUGGACCAGGAGGACCCAGAGCUCCUCCAGAUUAAAGGGGAACAGGAAGAACUCCAGAUCAGUCCAGAGGGAGAGCAGCAUAAUGGUCUGGAGGAAGCCAAUAUCACCAGGUUUCCAUCCACUGUGGUUCAUGUGAAGUGUGAAGAUGAAGAAGAGAAAUGUGAGUGUUCACUGCUUCAUCACAGCCAAGUGGAGGACAACAGAGAGGCAGAGCGUCCAGCCAGCAGCUCAGCUGUGCAGAUAAAACCAGAAACUGAUGGAGAGGACUGUGGAGGAUCAGAACCAGCCAGGAAGAGAGAGCCAGACAGUCAUUCACAACCAAACACUGAUGAUGAAAAGACUUCAGUCUCUCCUGAGACUGAAAUCCAUUACGAUGACUGGCAAGACCCUUUGUCAGAUUCUGAACCUGAAGACAGUGAUGAUGAUUGGAUAGAGACCAGGUCACCUGAGUCUGCUGUGAAUGCUCUGAAAUAUGAGGAAGCUGUAAGUGAUGUGACAUCUAACACUGUGAAAAAGUCAUUUAUCCUCACCAGCAGCUUGGAUAGUAAAACAUGUUUUAGAGUGAAGCAAAAACCAAACACCCAGACCAGAGUCCACACAGGAGAUAAACCAUUUGGUUGUGAUGAAUGUGGGAAAAGAUUUACACAGCGGGUACAUCUGAAGAGACACAUGACAGUCCACACAGGAGAGAAACUAUUUGGUUGUGAUGAUUGUGGGAAAAGAUUUACAGAACAGGGAAAUCUUAAGAAACACAUGAGAGUUCACACAGGAGAGAAACCAUUUGGUUGUGAUGAUUGUGGGAAAAGAUUUACAGAACAGGGAAGUCUAAAGAAACACAUGAGGGUUCACACAGGAGAGAAACCAUUUGGUUGUGAUGAUUGUGGGAAAAGAUUUACAGAACGGGGAAGUCUAAAGAAACACAUGAGAAUUCACACAGGAGAGAAACCAUUUGGUUGUGAUGUGUGUGGGAAAAUAUUUACAACUCAGGGAAAUAUGAUAAAACACAUGAGGGUUCACACAGGAGAGAAACCAUUUGGUUGUGAUGUUUGUGGGAAAAGAUUCACAGAACAUGGAAGUCUAAAAAAACACAUGAGGGUUCACACAGGAGAGAAACCAUUCGGUUGUGAUGUGUGUGGGAAAAGAUUUACAGAACAGGGAAGUCUAAAGAAACACAUGAAAAUGCACUCAGAAGAGAAACCAUUUGGUUGUGAUGUUUGUGGGAAAAUAUUUAAACGCCGGAAAGCAUAUUUCAUUAAACACCUGAAAGAUCACAAAGAAUAGAAACCUUUCUUUUCAGUCUUGGCAGCUUUCAUUCUUUUUUAUCCUUCCAUGUCUUUUAUUUUUUCUUUCUCCUGUGUUUGUUUUAAAAUAUAGAAAAUGUUUCUCAUAAAUGUGUCAAAGUUGUUUGUAAAUGAGAGGGGAUGAUACAAUGUUUUUAAAUCUCUGUUUUUAUUAAUACUUUGUUUGUUACUAAAACACUUUAAUUUACAGAUCCCAUACUUUCUUCUGUUGUUUUCUUGAAAUAACCUGUAUGUGUUUGUAAACUCCCUAACUGAUGAUUAUCAGUGGGGGAAGUACAUUAUUUAGUUGCCAUUUUUAAUUAAAUUCUACUGUAGCCUAGGUGGUGUUUUUGACUUUCUUUUCUAAAAACAAGCAUACAAUUCAACAUAUAAUUCCUGUAAUAAAUAUAUCUUGAGAAGAUCAUUUUAAUCACUAUUAUAUUUGCCACUUUUAGCUGAUAGCACUGAUAGCCACUGAAGGGCUUAAUGAGUUGGAGGACGUGUCUCCACCAGAGUCCCUCCUGAUGAUAAAGAGAAUCUGUUAAUGUGAAAAAUAGGAUGUGAUGUGUGUAAUGUUAGGUGUGUAGUGUGCGGUUUGUAGUGUGUAGUGAGUAAUGUGCAGUGUGAAGUUUGUGGACUGCAGGAUGAUGACUUUCUUAGACUGAAAAGAAAGAUUAUAUAUUUGGAUAUAUGAACAGAUUAUAAGGUGUGGAUUCUGUACAAACUUCUUCAUGAGCUCAUUAAGAAAGUUUUUGUUUCACAUAAAAAACAUAAUUUUAAUUGUUUUGUUUUGUGACAUCUUGGUAAGAAUCAAUGUUGUCUGCUGCCCCUCUUGUGAGAACAAACGUGUGUCUUAUUCCUCCAUGACAGCAUGUCCUGCAGCAUGUGCUCACAUUAGGAUUAUCGUGUGUUUGCAUCUUACUGAGCUCAUCCUCUGCUAUCGUCGCCUUUUUAAACAUGAGGCAUGAAUCAACAAACAGCACAGAAAGCUGUUUUCAUGUCUGCAUUUUCAUUGGUGAUACAGAAAGUCAACAUAUGAUCCAGUUUUAUAAAACCUAAAGUGUAGCUGACUAACAUGCUGCUCUCUGCUGGGUGUCCCCAGAGUUACUCACUGCUGCCCCUCAGUGGUGAGGACAGGUCAGUGACGGUAACAUGGUUUGCUUCAGUUGACAA
Molecule: messenger RNA, 2775 nt
Organism: Centropristis striata (black sea bass)
Lineage: Eukaryota; Metazoa; Chordata; Actinopteri; Perciformes; Serranidae
Product: gastrula zinc finger protein XlCGF57.1-like
Exons: 2
Coding region: 164-1603 (479 amino acids)
Biological process (GO): regulation of transcription by RNA polymerase II
Cellular component (GO): nucleus
Molecular function (GO): RNA polymerase II cis-regulatory region sequence-specific DNA binding; DNA-binding transcription factor activity, RNA polymerase II-specific
Source: RefSeq, a predicted model, not a curated record